Scylla paramamosain (green mud crab) is the source of this 2114-nucleotide messenger RNA. RefSeq names its product POC1 centriolar protein homolog A-like. Gene Ontology annotation, cellular component: ciliary basal body; centriole. The transcript is spliced from 4 exons. Lineage: Eukaryota; Metazoa; Arthropoda; Malacostraca; Decapoda; Portunidae. Gene Ontology annotation, molecular function: protein binding. The record is from RefSeq and is a predicted model, not a curated record. Gene Ontology annotation, biological process: cilium assembly. Bases 219 to 1520 code for a protein of 433 amino acids.
AACAGCGCUCGCAGACACAGCCUCAUCAGGCAAGGAGUUCCAGCGGUCGAUAAAUCUUAUGCUGGCUCAGGAGUGAUCCCGAGCAACUGUACCAUCAAGAUCAAGAUCACUUGUUGAAUGUGGAUUUUGUGUAUACACGACCGGUGAUUUUGAAGUUGUCUCUCGGUUUCCAGGCGUAAUUUGAAGAUUACUUAAGAACGGAUCCCUCCCUCGACAUCAUGGCCUCAGUGAGAAGUGAGGACCCCACACUCAAGUGCCACUUUAAGGGUCACCGUGACCUUGUGACAGCACUGCACUUCAAUCCGAGCAACACUCAACUGGUGUCGUCCUCCCUUGACCACACACUCAUGAUGUGGAACCACCGACAACAGCAUCGAGCAUACAGAUUCAUCGGCCACACUGAUGCUGUGAAUGACGUGCGCUUCUCCCCGAGUGGGAACCUCAUGGUCUCUGCCUCCAGGGACCGCACCAUUCGCCUCUGGAUCCCUAAUGUCAGAGGUGACUCUACACCAUUCCGAGCCCACCAGGCCAAUGUGCGAUCUGUAGACUUUUCCCCCGAUGGCCAGCAGCUGGUGUCAGGCUCGGAUGAUAAGUCUCUCAAGAUCUGGGCUGUGCAUCGCCAUAAAUUUGUUUGCUCCAUUGCUACACACACCAACUGGGUACGCUGUGUCCGAUUCUCACCUGAUGGCCGCAUGUUGGUCUCAUGUGCUGAUGACAAGACAGUCCAGGUGCAUGACACCCUCAAUGCCACCACCCUGCACACCUUCACAGAGCUCAAGACCUCCUGCACACAUGUGGCCUUCCAUCCUUCAGGCUCCUGCAUUGCCUCUGCCAGUAAGGAUGGUGUGGUGAAGGUGUAUGACAUCCGGACACGCAAGUUGCUACAGCAUUACGACAUCCAUGAAGAGCCAGUACUGGGCAUCUCCUUCCACCCAUCGGGCCACAUCCUGGCAACUUGCUCGGCUGACAAAACUCUAAAACUGCUGGAUCUUCUGGAAGGUCGCCCUAUUUAUACCCUUCAUGGCCACCAGGGAUCAGUCACCUGCUGUAACUUUUCUGCCAGUGGUGAGCAUUUUGCCUCAGGAAGUCAAGACAAGCAGGUGAUGGUGUGGCAAGGUAACCUGAAGUCUGUGGAACCUUGCAAGAAUUUAGAGGAGGUGGAAGAAGAGAGAUCAUGUAGCCCACUGAAUGUUACAGCUCAGGUGCCUUUUGAUAGAGAAAGUGACAAAGAUGAUGAUAUUGUAGUGGUGGAGGAUUUUAGGGAGGAAGAAGGGCAACAGGAAAGGUCUCAGGGUAAUCACCACCAUGUUCAGGUGAAGGGAAAUGAUGUGAGGGACAAAAGGGCAGAGGAUGAACUGAGAAAUAUGCUGGUGAAGUUUGAAUCUACCUUGCAGCACCUGUCAUCUCAGAUGGACACACUCACCCAGACCUGUGUCAUCUUGGAGCAGAGACUAUCGAUGGUUGAGAAUAAGGUGGCUGAAGUAGCAUACCAGCAACAGAACAUGAGCAAGAAUAUGUGAAAUUUAGUUCACUGAUGAAAACUGAUGAUGAAUGUAGAGGAAAGUAAUGGCAUGAUUUUAUUGGUAUUAUUAAUGUCCAUUGUCCCUGUAGGCUGUACUAAUGAAUUCCCAACAUGCCUUUCAUGGAAUGAGAGACUGGGGGGAGUAAACUAUUAUGACUAUGAUCCUUUAUAUUACAUUGAAAUGAACUUAGACAGUUUUACCAAACUGAAAUGAAAUGAAAUUCUGUCACUUCCUUUGGUUUCAGUGAUCUGUCAGAAAUGUACUCUAAACUUUCGCCAGGCCAUUUUUAUUAAGCUGGAGAAGUCAUAGUAGUGAGGAGGUUAAUGAGAGAGGAUGAAAGGAACUGAGAAUGCAUAAAUGAAUGUUAAGAUGAAAUUAACCAGGAAAAUUAGAAAUGUAUCCAAUUAAAAAUAGAUUAUAAGCAUAGGGGACCAUAAAACAAUUACUUGUCACUUAUAACUCACUUUCCACUUUUUUAUACAUAAAUGAAAGUAACAAUUAAGAAAAAAAUAUAUAUAAAGAAAAAGAAGUACAUUUAUUUUUUCUGUACACCUUGAAAAUAAACAUACCAUUGAAUUGGACUUUAAAAAA